AUGCAGAAGGGUGCCCUGGUAUGGGUUUUAUUUUCCAUCCCUAUUCCCUGCACCAAUACCGGCGAUGCCACCGCCAACGAAGGCACCAACCAAGACGGCAACCCCAGCAACACCCUCAGUCGAUCAACCUCCGUUCGGGGCUCUCGCCUCUUCGAGCCCGCUUUUGAGAACUUGCGUGAACCCGGCCCAGUUGCUGCCUCCGUCCUCAGUCGUACUCGUCAACAGCCCCGUUCCUUCAUGUCCCCGCGA
This is a messenger RNA of Dibothriocephalus latus, 249 nucleotides long. The record is from the annotation of a GenBank genome assembly. NCBI's taxonomy places the organism in Eukaryota, Metazoa, Platyhelminthes, Cestoda, Diphyllobothriidea, Diphyllobothriidae.